ACAGUCCUCUACAACCCCAGUUACAAGUAUUGUCACUACAUCGACAACCUCUACCACAACUGUUGAGGCAGUUACAACAAGGCGGUUGACUUUCAGAUCAGCUGGAGAGACCUUUACAAAUGAUUUGCUGAAUUCCUCAUCUCAAGCAUUUAUCAAUCGGGCUAAUCUGCUAAAGUCAAAUCUGGAACCUUUCUACCAAAGAGCAUUUCCUUCAUUCAGCUCCUUGACUGUGAUUUCAUUGAGCAACGGAUCAAUCAUCAACAACAUGGACCUCACGUUUAGAUCCACAUCUGUUCCUAACAACACUCAGAUUGCCACAGUUUUGGUCGACGCAUCUUCCAACAUCACAGCCUUUAACAUCGACACAACCUCUGUUUCUGUGGAUGGUGCAGGACCAGUAACUACACAAGCAGUAGAGGCAACAGCAAACCAUGAAACUUCGACAGCUGAAAUAAUGAAAACAACCACAGCUCCAACAACAACUGCUGCAGCAACAACAAAACCUGCAACUUUCAUAUGUUUAAUUGCAGUUCUAUUUAGAGUCACCACACCGCCAACUGUGGCCCUCACAACAAAAGUUGUGACUUUUAGAUCUACUCAAGACACGUUUACACCCGACUUACAGAAUUCGUCCUCCGCAGCGUUUAUGAAUCGAGCUUCACUGAUAAAGAGACAGAUUGAACCCCUCUACCAAAGGCAGUUCCCUUCUUCCUUCAAUUCCUUGGAUUUGGUGUCCUUCAGAAGUGGUUCAAUCAUUAACACCAUGAACCUAAGGUUUGUGGACACAUCUGUUCCUGACAACAACCAGAUUCAGAAUGUUUUGAUCGGUGCCGCUUCAAAUGUUACCGACUUUGACAUUGAAAGCAGCUCCAUCAGCGUUAAUAGUGCAUCUUCAAUUACAGCGACCCACAAGAUCAGCCUCCUCACUGCAGCCUCCCUGGGGCUGUUUCCUUGGCUUCUGACAAGCCAGCAACUUCUUCUGUAGAAUCACACUUAAGCGUUUUUUUUUUUUUUUGUUUGUUUUUUUUAAACAUAUUCAAUGCUCAUCAAACUACCAGCACGUUUUUGUUAAGUUGAUUAACACACAACCUUGUGAAAUUUGUGAAGGCAAAAGAUGAAUCUAGUUAAAUCAAAAAUGUUCUUUUACUUUGCACUUAAAAGUGUCUAAACCUCUCUGUAGUCUGGAAAUGUAUUUGUUUAAUUAAUGCUGUAUUCUGUGAGGUUUCAUGUGGUUUGUACGAUGUGCGCCGGAAACGAUGAUCAGAACAUAAAACCUUUGAAGAAUGUGAAUCAUCUCUGAUAUUUCUUAGAUUUGGUAGGUAAUGAGAAUGUGUCUCUUACCACCAAUGAUGUACACAGACAAUAAACCUAACGAGAUUAAACGCGAUUACAUUUCACAAUAGUGUCUUACAAUUAGACACUGUUGCCCUUUGUCAUGCUGGUGAUUCAGGCUUAUUUAACUCAGCCUAUGCUUUAAGACCAUUAUCAUCUGCAGUGGAUACCAAAAAGAGAGCGUAUUUCCAUGACGACCGUCAUGUAUGACAAGAAUUGCAAUAGACUUCAAUGUGUGAAAGACUCGAGGCUACCACAGUACCAAUAAUGUGUGCCGUAAACCCAACCAAUACCUUUAGUUCGCUCGUUUUUAGACACUUUUACAACUGCCUUGCUGAAUAUAAGAGGAGAGGAAACGGUUUCCCUCUUCCUUCAACUUCAUUCAGGUAAUUUGAUUAGUUUGACUUAUCGAUUUACAACUCAAGAAUACUGACUUAAAUCUGAUACUUCACGCUAUAUUUUUGUUUCUUUUUUUUUUUUUAGGAAUGUACCGGUCAUCAACACCACAGAGAUUAUCUG
Mugil cephalus (flathead mullet) is the source of this 1851-nucleotide messenger RNA. Its product is annotated as alkali-sensitive linkage protein 1-like. The transcript is spliced from 7 exons. Lineage: Eukaryota; Metazoa; Chordata; Actinopteri; Mugiliformes; Mugilidae. The record is from RefSeq and is a predicted model, not a curated record. Bases 266 to 985 code for a protein of 239 amino acids.